AUGGCAUGUGAAUGUCCAACGCCAAAAGAGGCAGAUAGUAAAAAUAAUAAAUUCUUUGUAGAUUGUAGUGCUAAGGUCUUUGAAUCAUUUCGUCAACAAUUUGAUCGUGUAACUGGCGAAUAUUUGAAAUAUAUUAAUGAAAUUAAUGAUCCACUCUUACGACACAUUCUUAUUUAUUUUGUACAAUAUUACAUAGAUGGGUAUCAUUAUUAUCGUGAGAGUGAUCUUUCUCACAGAAGCGAAGCUUGCAAAUAUAUCAAUCGAUGGUUAUACGAAAAAAAAGAUUUAUUCACGUAUGGUGAGCUGUGUGCAAAAAAAAUGUAUUUGUGGGAAAAUAAAAUAAAAACUCUUUGGGAAAAGUUGAAAAAUGAACACACUGUUCCAGACGGAAAUAAAAAUAAGCCAUGGUGCGAUAAAAUUGAUUAUAUACUAAAAACCAAAUAUCCUCAAGUAUUGACCCCACUUAAUUGUGAAGAAAACACUUCUCAAGAAUCCAGUAGCACAUUUGUUUCCCCUCUAUCAUUUACGGAGAGAUGCGAAUGUUCUCAAAAUCCAGUUCAUGAGAUUCCCUCGCAACCAGUUCAACCCCCAGAAACGGAUCGAACUAAGAAUCUUGCGGUUACAUCAGGUUUUACAGCAGCUGGAACACUUGGCACCUUAUUUUUUUUAUAUAGGUUUACCCCAAUGAUGUCCUGGUUCAGAAGGCCAGGUAUGAAUAAUGUAGGAACAGAUCUAUAUAUGAAUCCAGGAGGCGCAGAAAGUUUCUUAAGUAUGCAGCAAGAUAAUGGUAGUAAUAAUCUAUUUUACCAUCCAUAA
Plasmodium vivax (malaria parasite P. vivax) is the source of this 816-nucleotide messenger RNA. RefSeq names its product variable surface protein Vir34, putative. The transcript is spliced from 3 exons. Bases 1 to 816 code for a protein of 271 amino acids. Lineage: Eukaryota; Apicomplexa; Aconoidasida; Haemosporida; Plasmodiidae. The record is from RefSeq and is a predicted model, not a curated record.